This is a messenger RNA of Branchiostoma floridae (Florida lancelet), 1317 nucleotides long. RefSeq lists its product as uncharacterized. The record is from RefSeq and is a predicted model, not a curated record. The transcript is spliced from 8 exons. NCBI's taxonomy places the organism in Eukaryota, Metazoa, Chordata, Leptocardii, Amphioxiformes, Branchiostomatidae. The coding region runs from base 153 to 956 and encodes 267 amino acids.
GCACACCGCACUGUGGUAAAAUCCCAGACUUUUUUCAAGCCAUUUCCUCAAGUGACGACUUGCUAAACUGUCCAAGUUCAGAGUCUGUUUUGUUUUUUCGUAGCUACCAAAAUCUUUUACUGACAGGAACAUAGCAUCUACUCCAGCUCAUCAUGAAGAUCCAAGCGUGCCUGCUGCUGCUUGUUGUGUUCACCCUGGUUUGGCAGUCCGAUGGGUGGUGGUGGGGCCGUCGCAGGCGAAGUAGCUCGACGAACAACUGUCCUGGCCGUCCCGCCCUGCCCAGCUAUGUUACCUGGUCGGGCUGCAGCGCCCCCUACAGGCACAGAGAGAAGUGCCGCUACAGGUGUCAGCCUGGCUACACCCGAGUGUCCGGCAGCACCACCAGGACAUGUUCUAACGGAGUCUGGACAGGCUCCAGUCUCGUGUGUAGGAGAGAUCCCCGUCCAGCACCGACCUACAGUAAAUGCAUCGGCCAGACUCGCUCAAAUGUCCAGUCUAUUCCGCUGUACGGCCCACUGUCCGGCCCAAAGGGCUCUGGGCCAGUUGUCAACGGGGAUACUUCCUGUAACAACCAUCCACGCUCAAGCAACUCAGCUGGAUCCGCCCCGUUCUUACACGGCAGGUCCCCCUUGUUCCGCCGCCGCCGCCGUGGUGUGAGGCCGGUGUUCCAGUGGAGCCCCGUUCACCGCGUCCUGCUGUUCCGCGGCGAGGUCUUCGAGUGGGGCGUCGGCUCCAAAAAGGAGUCGUGGGAAGGCCUGCGUUGUCCGUCUGAUUGCGCUGUCACAUGGAGGAAGUCCGCGGCAGGAUACAGCACCUGCACCCGAGAACAGGCCGAGUUCUUCGCCCGAGAGUACAAGUCUCGCUAUGGGUCAUACAGACUGUUCACCAACAACUGCCAUUUCUUCGUCAACCGCCUGAUGAGGUACCUGGACUCGGGCUGCACCAGAAUGCCGUAGGGAGUCGGGAGACUUCGGCAUUCUUCGGCACGUUUUGGCCCGACAGUAUCGUGUUUCAGACGCUGAUGUUUGCACUUAGAAUAUGCAAACAAGAGUCCGCAAGAAUGCCAGAUACAAUACUUAUAAGUUCAUUAUUCUAUUUUGUGCUCAAAACACAAGGCAAGUAGAUAAGACCCAAUUUGUAUGCAGAGGAAUAUAUAAUUGAGCAGGAGAAACCUUCAACAAUGACAAUUGUCAUAACGCUAGCGUGUGUCUGAAGUUAGGAACUUUUUAAACUUUUCCUUACUAAUCUAGUUAGCCUGAGUACCAUUCUCCGUAGUGACCACUGGCUCACUACUUUCGCUUGAGUACCAUUCUCCGU